AGGUCUUUAUGGAGCGGGCUCAGUCAUCAUCUACUGAUCUCUCUGUUGGUAGGGGUGCGCUGGGGUCAGGACGCUGGGCUAGGUGGGACUGGAGGCAUCGCUGAUGUUCAGUCAUGUGCUCGCUCUCCUGGCUCUGUCAGUUAGCAGUAUCUGGCGUCGUCGCCCCCUGGUGUCCAUUGUGCAUGAUUGCGGGGCGGAGCCGGCCUGUGUAGUCCCUGGGCAUGGGGAAUGGAGUCCAGGAGGAACAGGCGGCACUCACGCAGGAAGAGAGGCUGCCACUGGCCUCCUCCGGCCAAUCAGAGACUCGCACGGUGCUGAACUCCCUGUUGUCGGGGGCGCUGGCUGGUGCUGUUGCCAAGACAGUCGUAGCUCCUCUGGACAGAACCAAGAUCAUCUUCCAAGUGUCCUCAGCCAGAUUCUCUGCCAAGGAGGCGUACAGGCUGAUCUACAGGACCUACCUCCAGGAUGGCUUCCUCAGCCUGUGGAGGGGCAACUCUGCCACCAUGGUGCGGGUCAUCCCCUACGCCGCCAUCCAGUUCUGCGCCCACGAACAGUACAAGAGGCUGCUGGGGGGGUACUACGGCUUCCAAGGGAAAGUCCUGCCGCCGUUGCCUAGGUUACUGGCGGGGUCCAUGGCGGGCACCACAGCGGCCAUGCUGACCUACCCCCUGGACAUGGUCCGAGCCAGGAUGGCCGUCACACCCAAGGAGAUGUACAGUAACAUCCUGCAUGUGUUCGUGCGGAUCUCCCAGGAAGAGGGGCUGAAGACUCUGUACCGGGGGUUCACCCCCACCAUCCUGGGCGUGGUCCCCUAUGCCGGCCUCAGCUUCUACACCUACGAGACCCUCAAGAAGCUGCACGCAGAGCGGACCGGUCGCUCCCAGCCGCACUCCUACGAGCGCCUCGCCUUCGGAGCCUGCGCCGGACUCCUCGGCCAAUCAGCUUCCUACCCUGACGUGGUUCGGCGGCGCAUGCAGACGGCGGGCGUGACGGGCCACUCCUACGGCAGCGUGGUGGGCACCAUGAGGGACAUCGUGGCCGAGGAGGGCGUGGUCAGGGGCCUGUACAAGGGCCUCAGCAUGAACUGGGUGAAGGGCCCCGUCGCCGUGGGGAUCAGCUUCACGACCUUUGACAUGACCCAGAUCCUGCUGAGGAAACUGCAUCAGCUAGGAUACACGGCCCGCUAGGAGGAGAGGA
Molecule: messenger RNA, 1197 nt
Organism: Osmerus eperlanus (European smelt)
Lineage: Eukaryota; Metazoa; Chordata; Actinopteri; Osmeriformes; Osmeridae
Gene: slc25a42
Product: solute carrier family 25 member 42
Biological process (GO): transmembrane transport
Cellular component (GO): mitochondrial inner membrane
Source: RefSeq, a predicted model, not a curated record